CAAGGGCCAGUCUCCCAAGGGGUGCGAGUGGAAGGUCCGGGCGGUGCGACCCCAGCGCCGCCUCGGCUGGCAGGGCACUGAGCCCGCUUGGGCGUGCGACUGUCCUUCUGUGAGGGGGCGCCUGAGGAAAAGGAUGCCAACCCCACAGAAACCCUCAGACUGCCUAGCGCUGGCCCUCAGUCCCAGCCACUUGAGAAAUCAUAGCAACACAACCAGCAGCAGCAGCAGCAGCAGCAGCAGCAGCAGCAGCAGCAGCAGCAGCAGCAGCAGCAGCAGCAGCAGCAGCAGCAGCAGCAGCAGCAGCAGCAGCAGCAGCAGCAGCAGCAGCAGCAGCAGCAGCAGCAGCAGCAGCAGCAGCAGCAGCAGCAGCAGCAGCAGCAGCAGCCGCCUUCUCAGGCCCUCUCCAGAGUCCCCAGAAUUAAACUGUCUGCAGCUGGCAAAAUCUCACCCCUCCUGGAGCACGAGGCAAAUCACAGUCAGCAGCUGUGGAGUCUGAAGCAGCCCCGUAUCCCACACCUGGGAUUAAAAUGGAACCAUAGUCACAGAACAUAACUGGGUUGUUAAAUAAAACUCACUACACAUGGUCUCUCCAUAGCCCUACAUCUCCUGGAACUCACUCUGUAGACCAAGCUGACCUUGAACUCAACAGAGAUCCACCUGCCUCUGCCUCCUGGGCGCUAGGACAAACCGUGUGUGCCAUCACACUGGGCUAAAGCAGAAUAUUCUUUCAGCUGCCAGUACUACACUUGAUCUUAGCCAAACGGCCGAGAAGCGAUCAGCUGCCAGUACUCUGACUUGACCGUUCUUACUGAGACGGCUCAGUGGGUAAAGGUGCCUCCACCCCUGGGCCUAUACCAUAAAGUGGGGGGACCCCUGAAGGCUGUCCCUGACCUCCAUGGAGGCUAUGACAAUCACGCGCAGACAAAACUGGAAUUACUAGAUAGACGUGACUAAAGUAAUCUGGGGUUGGGGAUGUGGCUCCAUUGGUAGAACAACGGAGUCCGACGUGCAUGAAGCCCCGAGUUCAAGUUCGAGCACCACGAACGAGCACAGUGACAGUUAUGUAAUCCUGGCAAAAACUUCUUGGUCAUCCUUGGCUACAUACACAUUUGUGUCCAGCCUGAACUACCUAAGUCCCUGACUCAGAAAAAGAAAGAAAGAAGAAGAUAAAAAAAAAAAAAGGGGGAAAUACAGUUACUUAAAAGAAAAUUACUAUCCAAGGCUACAUAGCGAGAUGCUUUUUAAAGAGAAAAAACUAAAGGGCAUUAGUUUUAUGGGGAGAUCACGUAGGGAUGUCAGUGAAGAACUGGGAGUCAGCUUCUACCAUUUAGGGUCCAGUGAUCAAACCGAAGUCCAGGCUCGGUGGCAGAUAUCAUUCACCCGCUGAGCCAAGGCCGGGUCACACUGCUCUGGCUGGACACGUGUUAGGGACUCCUGCUGCCUUGGCCUCCCCAGUGCUGGGGUUACAGCUGUGCACCACCACGCUUGGCUGGAAAGGUUCUUCACUCAUGAGUUCAGAUCCGUUCCUGGCCAGGAAAGGUUGGCAGAGCCGAGCUCUCCACACCACAGUGCCUUGGCAGCAGGGAGCACAGAUGCCUGUGCCCUCUGCCUUACUCUCUCUCUCUCUGCCUCCUUGUUUCCUUUUCCUUUUCCUGUUAACUGGGUUUAACCCCAGCCCAUUCACAUGAUAGGCAAGAAGCCCACCUACAUGAAGGUCGCCCCUCUUACAUUCCACCUGGGUUCAUCUUCUCUGGAAACACCUUCACAGACACUGAGCUGUCCUUUACUAAGGCCCUAUGCCUUCCUCUGUCCAAUCAGAUGACAGAAGGUUAAGAAUCACAAAUAAGCCUGGGGAGGUUGCCUGGCAACCGGAGCACCUACUGCCUCUGCAGAGGAUGUGGGUUUGGUUCACACACACACACACACACACACACACACACACACACACACACACACACGUGGCUCACAAAUAAACACACAUACAUGUAAAAGUAAAAACUGAAAGAAUCAGUGAUGAUAGAAGAGGCAUAGAGAUGGAAAAUGUCAUGGUAGUUAGGAAGUCUGUGUGCUUCUGUGUGGUGGGCUCUUGGGGGCUUUACUGUGACACCAGCAGCAGUUCCAGAGGAUCCAGAAAUGACCGAUGCUUGGUCUGUCUGUCUGUCUGUCUGACAGGGGGCUCUAAUUAUCCCUGAACAGAAGACAUCUGAGCCCCCUCUCUCCUUUUCUCUCAUGGAAUCCCCCUACUCUCCACAGUAAAUGGAGCCCCUCUAAGUGCCAAUCCAAAUGGUACCAGAGCCAACAUGGUGGCAUAGGCAUGUACUCGUAACACCUGGAGGGUGGACACAGGAGAAGCAGCAGCUCCAUCCAUCCUAGCUACAUUAGGAAGUGUGAGGCCAGCAGUCUACCUAAUAAAGGACGUCCCCACCCAAGUAGUGUGUGUGUGUGUGUGUGUGUGUGUGUGUGUGUGUGUGAGCAUUGGGCAAAGUGAACAUAGUGGUAUGCUUGUAAUUCCAGCACUGGGGGGCAGAGGCAAGAAGAUCAGAAAUUCAAGAUGAUCUUCCCUACAUUAGUUAAGGCUGGCCUGGAUUGAGACCCAGUCUCAGAGGAGCAGCUGGGUGGGGAGUAUGGUUCAUUGGUUAAGGGAGCUUGCUGCACAGAUAUGGGGACUGGAAUGUGAAUCACCACAACCACAUGUCAAGCUAAGUGUGGCCCUACAUGCUUGUGACCCUACAUACAUGUGAGCCUACAUGCCUGUGACCCUUAAAAUGAAUACAAAAGAGACAAAAAGGACGCAGAGGCUUGAAACUGUGAGUUCCAGGUUCUGGGACAGACCCUGUCUCAAAGGAGAAAGGCAGAGAAUGCAUUCUUCCUUUGGCCAUAGGCACACGCAAGCACACACAGGAAAAUAGCUGUUUCUAAGUCACGCUUGAUAGCCUUGGCCUAUAAUCCAGCAUUCUGGAGGCAGAGGGCCAGCCCUACCUUAACUACAGAGGAGCUUCCCUAAGGAAAAAGAAACGUGGGGUGUGAUGGCCCCAUCUUUCAGCAGGAUCUCUGUAAGUCCAAGGCCAGCAUGGUCUACAUACGAAGCUCCACAGUUACACCUUUGUCUCAAAAGUACAGGAAAGGCAGCAUAUGUCUUACCUUCCCCCUUCUGUUUUCUAAAAUCAUUUAUUUUUGGCGUGGGGGCAGUGCUCAUGAGCCUUGUCUCUCUUGUGAAGUCAGGACAACUGUGUGGGGCUGGUUCUCUCCUUCAGUCUGUAUGGACUUCCUGGAGAUCACCUUCUGGUUCUCCAGCUUGUACUGCAAGCACCUUUACCCUGGAACCAUCUUCCUUGCCCUGUUUAAAUCUCAUCUUCUAAGAAGGGGCGGGGGUGUCCUAAGACCUGGAAGUCUUAUACUUUCAGUCAGAUUUCCUGAGUCCAUUCUUUUUCCUGGGAUAGGGGGAACCUAGGGCCUUUCUCUUCCUAGCCAAUGGCUCUACCACUGAGCUACAUCCCUAGCCCUAGACAGUGAAUUGGAUGCUGAAGCUGGAAUAGGGAACAGGAAAGGCAGGACACACACGCAGACACUCACCAGGAAGGACAAUCCCUCUGGGAAAAGCACAAGGCGAACUUCACAGAGGAAAUCUACAUGGUGGUGAGAGGCAAACGGGAACUCAGGGGAAGGAGCCACUUCAGCUGAUACCUAAUUAGAUAGGGCUAAUUAGAUAAUUAAAUGGCUCAGUUGGUAGAAUCUUUGCCUAGUAUUCACAAGGCCCUGGCUCAAUUCCUGUACCCCUUAAAACUGGGUUUGGUGGCCCAUGCCUAAAAUUCCAGUACUUGAUGUGUGGGAGCAGGAAGAUCAGGAAUUCAGGGUAAUCCUCAGCUGUGCAGCUCUGAGUAAAUAGAGAGGGUCCCCCUGGGACUGGAAAGAUAGCUCAGCCAUUGUGUUCUUCUGAGGACCCAGGUUCAAUUCCCAUCACCCACAUGGUAGUUUACAACUCUUUGAAAUCCUAGACCCAGGGGAUCCAAUGCCCUCUCCUGGCCUCUCUGAGCACCAGGCACGGAUGUGGGUGUGGCACACAGACAUACAACCAAACGCCCAUAAACAUUUUUAAAAAGGAAGAAAACGAGGAGAGUCUCAAACACAGCUGUUGUGAGGGGUGCCCCGGCGAGCAGAGGCCAGCACCCACACACUGCUGCUGUCUCUUUUUAUUUACCUUACUGGGGAGGAGGGAGUUUACACAGGAUCUCAUGUAGCUCAGGCUAGCCUUGGAGCCAUCUAUCCAAAGCUGGUCUUGAAUUGCUGAUCCUUCAGUUCGCAUCUCCCAAGUGCUCUGACUCCCUCCCUUAGCCUGCUGGGGAUCAAACAGACGGGCUCUGGCCUCGCUUAUACCGAGCAGAUGCUCUAUUGACUGAGCAGUAGCUGCCACUGAGCUACACUCCUACUCUGUGUGCUUUAGACACACAGCCCUUUAAUGUAAACAUGACCAAUCGAGCCUGAAUCUAUCAGCAGAGGAGCUCAUGUCUACAUUGCCUGAGUGGGAGGCCAAAGCUGGUAAAACAUCGACCAGUCUCCACAAUCCUGCCGUUGAAAAUGGAGCUAGAAUGGCUCCGUGGCCUGGCCUUUUAGUUAAGACAGAGGGGAAGCCAGAAAGCGCCUUUGACUGACUAACAUAUUUUAAGUGAGGAAGUCCUCAUUACUCUCACUGUUUUCUCUUUGGAGUGGGAUGCCUCUGGGCAGUUUAGUAUAAAAGGGUUUCCCGUGUCAGCCAGUUGUGGUGGUGAACGCCUUCCAUCCCUGCACUCUGGAGGCAGAGACAGGCUGCUCUCCGUGAUUUGAGGCUCCAGCUACAUAAUAGACCCUUCUCAACAAAACGACGGUUCUAGGUUAGAAUGUGGGUGAUGAGAAAAAUGCAGAGAUGUGAGCCGAAAACUUGGGAGUUAUACAACCUGGAAAUUAUUUAAGGGGUUUCAAAAAUAUACUACAGACAUUUUAAGGUUUGAUGGGUCAGCACUAAUCAUCAAGAUUCAUUCAGCAAUGUUAAGUCACACCGUGCUGAGAAUCCGCAAGCGUUCAUCCAUUUAAAUGCUCCCACACACCUAUCAAGUGGUUUCCUCCCCCCCCCCACACCCAGGGCCCACACCCCGAACCCAGGGCCUUGCGCUUCCUAGGUAAGCGCUCUACCACUGAGCUAAAUCCCCAACCCCUGAGGAUCACUUUCUUGUCCAUCAAGAUACUUCUUCCUCUCUAUGAAUAAAUCCUUAACCUGGAACCUUUGCCAAAAUGGAGAGCGUAUCCAAGCAAGAAGCCUCACCUGUACACACUGGACAUUCACCCACAUUCCGGGCUCUCCUUCCUGGAGAUGAUCCCUUUCUGAAUCUCUCCUUCAAUCCUUAGACUAUCGGUAUUUAUAUGGUAUUCUAGGUCAGUACCAGCUACAUAGGGGCUACGGUAUGAGAUAAACAUAUAGUGUCACGUCAUAAAAUUAGGAAACUAACCUGGUGUGAGGGCGCACGGGGGGAGGGGGGGGCGAGAAAGAACUGCGAACCUCAGAUCAACCUGGGUUACCUAGGGAGACCGUGCUAGGGUAGGGUGGGGAGGACACCGCAGAAAAACGAAAAAGAAAGAAAACAGGGUUCAGUGGUAGAACGUAGAACUUGCCUCUCAAGCCCAGGGCCUCCUCAGACACACACGCACGCACGCACUGACAAACUUCGGGAAUGAGACAGCAGAGAUUUAAAGCAAGCCCUACAAUUCUGAGUGCGACUGAAUCAGUGGCUCGCCCUCGCUUUGGUGAACCUCUCUAGGCUCGAGGCCACCUGUCAAAGGCCUUAAAUCGUGCGAACCCCGGGUUGGGGGUGGAAGUGGGCGGCACCUGGGGCGGCGGCUCCUGGUCUUCUAGAACCUGCGAUUCCAGAACACACCCAGGGCUAACCUCAGUGGGCCCUAGCGGAAGACGCCCGCCCUCACAGCCUUCUAGACUGCUGGGUGGUCCGGGAGCCAGCCACUCGACCCGGGCUCCGCCUCCAGGGUGUGUGGGCCUGCACGCGUGCCGCGCAUCGCCUGGGCAACCGACGCCGUGCGCGGUGCAUUGUGGUCUGCAACAAAAUGCGGGAGAAAGAUCCUGAGGGAACCAUUGAAUCCACGGACCAAUAGGGAGAGGCCUGGGGCUGUGAUCAGCCAAUAGCGACGAGUGCCGGGGGCGGGGCCGCGGGCACAGGGCGGGGCCUAGGGAUUAGGCGGCGGCGGCUGGCGUGGGGCUGCUUAGAUGCGCCACGGCUUCGGUAGCGACCGGCUGUCCACUGCUGCUUGAGCGGCGCCAGCACCUUCCCUAGGAGCUCGCAGCAGCCGGCUGGCCCCUGCUCCACGGUAACCAUGUGCGACCGGAAGGCGGUGAUCAAAAAUGCAGACAUGUCGGAAGAGAUGCAACAGGACUCGGUGGAGUGCGCUACUCAGGCGUUGGAGAAGUACAACAUAGAGAAGGAUAUCGCGGCCCAUAUCAAGAAGGAGUUUGACAAGAAGUACAACCCCACCUGGCACUGCAUCGUGGGCCGGAACUUCGGUAGCUACGUGACACACGAGACCAAACACUUCAUCUACUUCUACCUGGGUCAGGUGGCCAUUCUCCUGUUCAAAUCUGGUUAAUAGCAUGGACUGUGCCAAACACCCAGUGAUCCAUCCAAAAACAAGGACUGCAUCCUAAAUUCCAAAUACCAGAGACUGAAUCUUCAGCCUUGCUAAGGGAACACCUCGUUUGAAUCUGUUGUGUUUUGUACAGGGCACCAUUCUCUGUACACGUUUGUGGUUAUAAAAUUAGUAAAACAGCUUACAUUUGUAUUUAUUUUCUAGUCCAUACUUCUGUACCCCCAUUUUUUUCUCCCUUAGGUCAUUCCUUUAAAAUAAAUCUGUUGGAGAUGUA
Messenger RNA from Rattus norvegicus (Norway rat), 6901 nucleotides. Lineage: Eukaryota; Metazoa; Chordata; Mammalia; Rodentia; Muridae. The record is from RefSeq and is a predicted model, not a curated record.